AUGCUCGGGCUGCACUUUCUCCCCACCAAACAGACCUUCUCAUCACCAACGCCGUUGAUGCUAGCUGCGAUGCUAUACUGUUCAAGUAUGAGGGGGUCAGAUGAGGUGGUUGUACAUGCUGCUGAGUACUUCAUUGUCCUGUGCAAUGCCAUUGCGCAGCUAUGCAUGCCCUCCAGUGAGAUCGGAAAGGUGCCAAAAGACCCAAGCGCGGCCGAAGAAUGGGCAUUUCAGACAAUCCUGGGGAUCAUUCUAGCUGGUCUCCUUCGGGAGGGCGUCAGCAAAGAGACAGGGAUAUGGAUCUCUGUCGCAUACCGCCUGAUUCUUGAGCAUUGUCCCCCUCAUAUGGAUGAGAAGUCGCUAGAGUGGCAGAGAUUGUUUACUGGCCUGCAGAUUGUAGAUCUGGAACACGCCUCCAUUCAUCUUUCAUGCCCUGUGAUUCCAGUGAUAGCACCAUUUCCCCGCCUCCGCAUAGCUCAGCAAGACCAACUCUACAGGCUGUCACGUAUGAUGCACACAGGCCUGACCCAUUUUACAGGCAGGGGCCUGCCCACCAUCUGGGCUUGCUUCACGAGCGAUACUCCGACAACGUCCGACUCAUCGUCGUUCAGUGGUGUUGAUGCCGCCGUCAUCAGGGACUGGGCCCGACAACUUGAUGACUGGUUGGUGGAAUUUGGUGCUCGUAAUGAGGAGGCAGAUAACCAGAGCAAGCUCACGUUCCGGCAAUACGUCCUCCACCGCCUGUUGGUUCUCUCAAUCUACCUCCCAGCCCGCGGUAGCGACUUGUUCUCCAACACAACACCCAAGGAGCAACACGAGCUUCUAGUCUCCGCUCGGGCGGCUGUCAAGUUGCAAGUGGCCGACUCGUCUAUAUGGUCCAACUUUGACCUUGUGAUGAUUACGUGGGCGGCAUUGAUCGUGAUCCAAGGGGUCGAUGGCGGCGUGGGUGAGCCUGAUGGUCAGUUAGCACCGUACCUACACCUUGCGAUGCACGAUUUUCUGACGAAUGCACAUUAG
Molecule: messenger RNA, 1014 nt
Organism: Verticillium alfalfae VaMs.102
Lineage: Eukaryota; Fungi; Ascomycota; Sordariomycetes; Glomerellales; Plectosphaerellaceae
Exons: 2
Coding region: 1-1014 (337 amino acids)
Source: RefSeq, a predicted model, not a curated record